Messenger RNA from Phycodurus eques (leafy seadragon), 1482 nucleotides. It is a transcript of the gene fscn2b, whose product is annotated as fascin actin-bundling protein 2b, retinal. The record is from RefSeq and is a predicted model, not a curated record. Gene Ontology annotation, biological process: cell migration; establishment or maintenance of cell polarity; actin filament bundle assembly. Gene Ontology annotation, cellular component: actin cytoskeleton; cytoplasm. Bases 1 to 1482 code for a protein of 493 amino acids. The transcript has 6 exons. NCBI's taxonomy places the organism in Eukaryota, Metazoa, Chordata, Actinopteri, Syngnathiformes, Syngnathidae. Gene Ontology annotation, molecular function: actin filament binding; protein-macromolecule adaptor activity.
AUGCCUUCCGACGGGAAUCACCCCUUGACACUUCAGUUUGGUCUGAUCAACCACGAAGGUCGCUACCUCACUGCUGAGAUGUUUGGCUUCAAGGUCAAUGCAUCAGCUCCAAGUAUGAAGAAGAAGCAGAUCUGGACUCUUGAGCAGGACACUCAGGACUCUCGUGUGGUGUACCUACGCAGCCACCUCAGACGCUACCUGGCCUCCGACAAGGACGGCAAGGUGACCUGCGAGACCGACGGCCGCCACUCAGACUGCCGCUUCCUCAUCGUGGCCCAGUCGGACGGUCGCUGGGCUCUUCAGUCCGAGCAGCACCUCCGCUUCUUUGGCGGCUCUAGGGACUACCUGUCCUGCUUCGCCCAGGGCGUCACCGAUGCCGAGCUGUGGUCAGUGCACCUGGCUCUGCACCCUCAGGCCAACCUGUUGUCGGUGGCCCGCAAGCGCUACGCCCAUCUCUCGGUGGAGGACGGCGAGAUCUCUGUGGAUAUGAACAUUCCCUGGGGGGUGGCCUCAAUCCUUACUCUCGUCUACCACAACGGGAAGUACUGCCUGAAGACCUGUGACAGUCGCUUUCUCAGCAAUGAUGGGAAGCUUGUGAAGCAAAGCGACAAGACCACAACAUACACGCUGGAGCUCAAGUGUGGAAAGUUAGCUUUCAAAGACUGUGAGGGGAAGUACCUGUCUCCCAUGGGCCCCGCUGGCACCUUGAGGUCCGGCCGCUGCUCGAAGCCGGGCAAAGAUGAACUGUUUGACCUGGAGGAGAGCCAGCCACAGGUGGUUCUUAUGGCAGCCAAUGGGAAAUACGUCUCCAUGAGGCAAGGAGUAAGCCUCGCCGCCAACCAGGAGGAUGAGACGGACAUGGAGACGUUUCAGUUGGAGAUGGACAAGGAGAGCAGGAAGUGUACUUUUCGCACCAUGCAAGGGAACUACUGGGCCCUGGUGGCCCACGGAGGCAUCCAGAGGACAGCCUCACAACUUUCAGCAAACACCAUGUUUGCAAUGGAGUGGCUUGGUCACAAAUUGGCAUUAAAAGCAAACAAUGGAAAAUACAUCUGCACCAAGAAGAAUGGACAAUUAUUGGCUGUCAGUGAUUCCAUAGGGGCGGACGAACAACUCAGUCUGAAACUGAUCAACCGGCCCAUGUUAAUUCUACGAGGGGAGAAUGGUUUCGUCUGCCACCACAAGAACUCCAACACUCUGGACGCCAGCAGAUCUGUUUACGACAUUUUCAGCCUGCAAUUCAGUAACGGCGCCUAUCAUAUUAAAGGUCAGUCAGGUGUGAACGGUCGCUUCUGGUACGUCAAUAGUGCCGGUCUGGUGUGCUCGGAUGGUGAAGCCCCCGAGGAUUUCAGCGUGGAGCUCCUAGAGCGCGGCCGCCUCGCCAUCCGGAGCACGAACGGCCGGUACCUGCGUGGGGACCAAGGAGGCACGCUUAAAGCAGACGGACUCAGCUUGAGCAGCUCGGCUUUGUGGGAGUAUUAA